Molecule: messenger RNA, 1087 nt
Organism: Aquila chrysaetos chrysaetos
Lineage: Eukaryota; Metazoa; Chordata; Aves; Accipitriformes; Accipitridae
Gene: CELA1
Product: chymotrypsin like elastase 1
Exons: 8
Coding region: 188-991 (267 amino acids)
Biological process (GO): proteolysis
Molecular function (GO): serine-type endopeptidase activity
Source: RefSeq, a predicted model, not a curated record
GAGACUUGGGGUGCACCCAGGGUUUUUCGGCCCUGACCUUCGGGACCGUGUGUGUUUUGGAAGAGGGACCAAGGCUGCUCGAUAGGCCCGUGUCACCUGGUUUUCUUCCCGUCCCUCCUUCUCCAUCCCGUUUAAAGCCGCCGGCGGUGCAGCCCCCACCACAGACGAAGCGCUGCCGUGGUCCAGGAUGAUGCUGCAGCUCGUCCUCCUCGCCGCCCUCGCCCUCUGCGGGCGCUGCUCCGAGCAGGAUCUCGAUGGGGUGCAACGGGUAGUCGGUGGGACCGAGGCACGCACGCACGCCUGGCCCUCCCAGAUCUCCCUCCAGUACUACUCCAGCGGCAGCUGGCAUCACACCUGCGGAGGGUCCCUCAUCCAGAGAAACUGGGUGAUGACAGCAGCCCAUUGCGUGGAUCGUAACCGGAACUUCCGUGUCGUGGCCGGCGAUCACAACCUCUACAGGAGUGACGGCAGCGAGCAGGUCUUCAGCGUGAGCAAGAUCAUCAUCCAUCCCUACUGGAAUAGCAACAACGUCGCCGGGGGCUACGACAUCGCCCUGAUCCGCCUGUCCAGUUAUGCCACCCUGAACAGCUAUGUGCAGCUGGCGGUCCUGCCCCCGGAGGGAUCCGUCCUGCCCAACAACUACCCCUGCUACAUCACUGGCUGGGGUCUCACCCGCACCAACGGGCAGCUCUCCAGCGUCCUGCUGCAGGCGUACCUGCCCGUGGUGGACUACCAGAUCUGCUCCAGCUCUUCCUACUGGGGCUCCACCGUCAAGACCACCAUGGUCUGUGCCGGCGGUGACGGUGUGCGCUCCGGCUGCCAGGGUGAUUCAGGCGGUCCCCUCCACUGCGAGGUGAACGGGCGGUACCAGGUCCACGGCGUCACCAGCUUCGUCUCCAGUCUGGGCUGCAACGUCAAGUACAAACCCACCGUCUUCACCCGCGUCUCUGCCUACAUCUCCUGGAUGAGGAGUGUGAUGGCCCAGAACUGAGGGGUGGCAGGAGAAGAGCCCGGUCCCCACGUUUUGGUCAGAGGGGUUUAAAACCUGUAGCUGGCAUCAAUAAAAUCUGUUCCUCUCUCUGGCGUG